AUGUUUUUUUUUUAUGUUUUUUUAUUGAGCCGAGGGUCUUUCGGAAACAGCCGUCCUACCUUGGUAGGAGUAAGGUCUGCGUACACUCUACCCUCCCCAGACCCCACGUGGUGGGAUUUCACUGGGUUGUUGUUGUUGUUGUUGUUGUACACUCCACUUAUGCAGAAGGACAGAGCUAUUUAUCGAGCCACACUAGAUUAUGAUGGGAAUUUUCGACUCUAUUCUCAUGAAUUCGACUCCAAUGGUAAUUCUAAAAUGGUAGUGGAGUGGGAGGCGAUCGAUGAUCUCUGUCUUGUGAAGGGUUUCUGUGGCCUUAACAGUUAUUGCAUUAGAAGUGAUCACAAUGCACCCUCUUGUAUGUGUCUACCAGGGUCAUACUUGAGAGAGAAUGAUCCAACCUUUGGUGAUUGUCAACGGAACUUCACUAGAGGAAAUUGCAUUAAUGGGAAAGAAGAUGCAAGCGUCUAUAAGAUUACUACUACAACCAAUUUGACCUGGGAGGAUCCUCCUUACUUUGUUACAUCAUUUCUAGGAAAAGAAGAUUGUGGCAAAUCUUGUUUGGAGGACUGUGAUUGUGAUGCUUCCCUCUUCGACGAAAAUGGCCAGUGUAUGAAACACAAGCUGCCUUUGAGGUAUGUCAAAGGUGAUCGUGAAGGAUCUCGCACUGAUUUCUUUAAAGUCAGCAAUCUAGCAGUGCAAAAUCCAACAACGGAUUCAGUGAAGCCACCAUGGGUGGUGAUCUUGGUUUUAUCGAUAAGUUUUGUUAUGUAUUCAGGUACUGCUCUUGCAUUUUCAGGAUUUUAUGUCUUCAAAUUCCAGAUAAUAAAGUACAGGAAGCUAUUGCAGACAGGAACCACAGGCUUAACGAAAGACUUCAUACUCAGAACUUGCUCUUACAGGGAGCUAAAACAGGCAACUAAUGGUUUCAAGGAGGAACUAGGAAAGGGUGCUUUCGGAGCAGUUUACAAAGGGAGCUUUGAUAAAGGUCAAAGCCUUGUGGAAGUGAAGAGGCUAGAGAAAGUAGUCGACGAAGGUGAAAGGGAGUUCAGAGCAGAAAUGAGGGUCAUUGGUAGAACUCGACACAGAAAUUUGGUUCGUUUGCUUGGAUAUUGUGCUGAAGGCUCAAAAAGAGCUCUAGUUUAUGAAUAUAUGAGCAAUGGUUGCCUAGCAAAUCUCUUGUUCCGAGGAGCUACUCGCCCUGCUUGGAACCUCAGAGUGAAUGUUGCACUAGAUGUCGCCAGGGGAAUCCUUUACCUCCAUGAAGAAUGUGAAGCUCCAAUUAUCCACUGUGAUAUAAAACCACAAAACAUCUUACUCGAUGAGUUGUUGACAGCUAAAAUCUCAGACUUCGGGCUGGCCAAGCUACUAAUGCCUGAUCAAACAAGAACAUUCACUGGUGUAAGAGGGACUAGAGGGUAUUUGGCACCAGAAUGGCAAACAAAUGCCCCAAUCUCUGUCAAGGUUGAUGUGUACAGCUAUGGUAUUGUGUUGCUAGAAAUCAUUUGCUGCAGAAGAAAUAUUGAAGUCUAUGUGACUAAUAUAGAAGAAAUCCAGCUGUCUAAAUGGGCAUAUAGUUGCCUUGUAGGUAGUGAACUGGACAAGCUUGUUGGAAGUGAAGAAGUAGACAAGAAGACCUUGGAGGGAAUGAAUUCUGUGGCGAUCUGGUGCAUUCAGGAUGAACCAGCCCUUCGUCCUCCCAUGAAAAAAGUAUUACAGAUGUUACAGGGAAUCAUUGAUAUUCCAGUUCCUCCAUGUCCAAGUCCCAGUAGUUAAUUUCAUGUAAAAUCAGUUGUUGUAACUCGUAAGCAUGAUUGGUUUGGUUUACUUUUGUAUUCUUCAAUAUUAUCUUUUAAUGGAUCCAUUUACCUCGUAAAUCUUAAAGCAUAGGGAAAAUUUAUGCAUUAAUUACAAAUGAGAAUAGUUAGUUCUAACUUAGUUCAGAUUAUGCUUGAAUGAGAAAAGGUAUAAAGUUAAGGUUCUUGAAUUUGAAAUAAAGAAGGGAUAUGGCCAAGCAUAAAUGCCUAUCAUCUGAUAACACAUUUAAGAGAAGGCAAGAAAGGGUAGAAAACAACAUUGAGUUGUUGCCAGAAUUUCUUAUGGAACACAUAAGUGGUAGUGAAAAUGGAGAUGAAGGUAGAUAUGACUCAUUUUAUCUGGCUGCUUUCAACUAAUAGGGACUUUAGUACCAUCUCUUCCUGGAAAGCUCGUAGACAGGACAGAAAUGCAAUAGAAACUUUCAGCAGGAUUUGGCGCAAACGAAGCUACCUAUUGAUUACAGUAUAAGUAACUUUGGACAUAAUAUUGCUUCUAAAUGUGCAUGAUGAGACAAUUCAUCAUGUGUUUAUGGUGGGAGAAGUCCCUAAGAGGAUCUGGAGAUCAUUUUACGGGCCCUAUGGGUGUAAUCCAGGAAGAUAUUACUGUAAUGAGAAUGUUUUAGAAGUGUUUGAGUAUAAAAAUAGUGAACAUAUUAAUUACACCAGGAGAUUAAGAGAAUUAUGCCUUCGAUCAUAUGUUGGGAGUUAUGGAUAUUUAGACGUACGAGAAUAUAUGGGAAUAUUAAGGUAUCGAUGGCCACUAGAUUUUGAGCUUCUUAAGGUGGAUCAUACUUCAAUAUGGUAAUGUGAUUACUGAUACAUUAGCUUGGCAAGGAAUCUGUGAGCAAUUAACUAAAGCUUAAACAACAGAUGAGAUGUAUAGUGGUUACAUGGGAGAAACCAAUGAUGAACUGAAUAAAGGUGAAUACUGAUGAGAGCAAAGAGAGUCAAUGAGCUACUGGAGCAGGAGGGACAGUCAGGAUGAUAAAGGAGAAAUGCUGAUUGCAUUUGCAUUACCUUUGGGAAAUAGGACACAUAAUUCAUAUGAAGCUAAUACAGUCUUGUUAAUUAGGAUUGGAAUGGGAAAUAUCGAGUAGGCCUUCCUGGCACCUUGAUAAUAUUGUGGUUAAAGCAAGGCAGAUUAAUUCUUUAUCAAACCAAUGGCACGACACAAUAUUGUAUGGCUGUAGAGAAGGAAAUCAAGUAGCGGAUGCACUGGCUAAGUGGAGUCUAAAGGGGCAUACAUCUAUCAGUUCAAUGACUUACUAGAAGAAGCUAAGGCUGCAUACAAAUUGGACAAAAUCCAGAUGUCUAGUCAAAGGCGCAGUCUAUAUAUGCAACAAGAUUUUAAGAACUUCACUAAGACAUGAUGAACUAGUUUGUAUUUUGCAUGUUCUGGAAAUAGAAAACCCAUGUACAAAUGAGGAAGUCCUCCUAAUUUAUUUUUAAAUCAAUAUUCACUAUGGAGGAAUCCUCCAUGACAGAGUUAU
Molecule: messenger RNA, 3304 nt
Organism: Lycium barbarum (goji berry)
Lineage: Eukaryota; Viridiplantae; Streptophyta; Magnoliopsida; Solanales; Solanaceae
Product: G-type lectin S-receptor-like serine/threonine-protein kinase LECRK2
Exons: 2
Coding region: 1-1773 (590 amino acids)
Biological process (GO): protein phosphorylation
Molecular function (GO): ATP binding; protein kinase activity
Source: RefSeq, a predicted model, not a curated record